Messenger RNA from Metarhizium album ARSEF 1941, 585 nucleotides. RefSeq names its product DSBA-like thioredoxin domain protein. The record is from RefSeq and is a predicted model, not a curated record. The transcript has 2 exons. Bases 1 to 585 code for a protein of 194 amino acids. Lineage: Eukaryota; Fungi; Ascomycota; Sordariomycetes; Hypocreales; Clavicipitaceae. Gene Ontology annotation, molecular function: oxidoreductase activity.
AUGAAGAAAUUCGAGUCCAAGCACCCACAGGUUGAGUUUGAAGUUGUGUGGCGGCCGUUCUGCUUGAAUCCGCUGUUCAAGACGAAGUGCGGCAAGAUAGCGCUAUACGACGAAAUGGCCGGCGGACCAGGUAAAUUCCAGCCGCAUCUCGACCGUGUCAGCGCCGCCGGCGAGCCGUACAACCUCAAGUUCUCCGUCACGGGCGACACGGGCCCAACGCGCGCCUCUCAAAUCCUCAUUGCCAACGCCCUCCGACGCCGGGGACCCGCGGCCCAAGCACGAGUUGUAGAGGCCUUGUUCCGGAGCCAUUUCCUGGACGGCAAGGACAUCUCGGACGAAGACGUCCUGGUGGCCUUGGGCAGCGAAACGACAGGUUUGCCGGCAGACGUGGUCCGAGCAGAUUUGCGGGACGAUGACAACUGCCGCUUCGUAGACGACGAGGCCGAGGCAGCCGUCGAGGAGAAGGGAGUCGAGGCGGUCCCAUGCGUGACGGUCUCGGGAAAGUACAAGGUCGGUGGGUAUCAGGAAAAGGAGGUUUUCGAGAAGCUUUUUGAGCGGAUAUGGGCGGAGAAUGCGGGCGUUUGA